GAAGAAGAAGAAGAAGAAGAAGAAGUUGAGAACAACACUCCAGAACCAGCAAGCGAAGUGUUCCAGGAGGAGCAAGAAGAGGAGGUCCAACAGCCAAACCCCAUGGCCAGAGAGUGGGGUGAAGACAUUGACUGGGUCCAGACAUACCAGGAUGCCCUAAACAUGGCUCGAUCCAGACAGAAACCUCUCAUGGUCAUCCACCAUCUCGAUGAGUGUCCUCUCAGCCAGGGUCUGAAAGCUGCGUUCUCUGCCCAUGAGGAGAUCCAGAGGAUGGCGAAGGAGGACUUCAUUAUGUUCAAUGUAGUGCAUGAGACAGGAGACCGCAACCUUGCCCCUGACGGCUACUAUGUGCCAAGGAUCAUUUUUAUUGACCCGUCACUGCUGAUCAGGAUGGACAUCACUGGAAAGAGCGAGACACAUAAAUACACCUACACACACACCGACGUGGAGCUGUUGAUGGAAAACAUGAAGAAGGCAAGGAUUCCACACAACUCCAUGCCGUAGAUUCCCCCCACCGGGCUCGUCAGCAUUAGUAGCAUCUGCAGGGAAUUCAGGGGGGGGGAUUAUCUCUCUGGUUUUGUCAACACGCAAUAAAUAAAAAUGUAAAACAGAUUUCGGUACUCUUUUCAGUGUUCUUUUGUUGAACGGUAAGCAAGGUUUUCACAAACCACCUUGGAGAACACAAGCAGUCCAAUCACACUGGUGCACUUUCAUGUGUGGCCAGAAUCCUGGCAUUUUAAGCCUUGUAUACAGGAAGUAUGGAACAGGAAACAAUACAGGCAGCCUCGGUGUCAUGGUGAUCCAUGAAAAUCUGUGUCUACAACAUUUAUUGAAAUGCCACCAAUAAUUGCUUUACGGCAAAAUACCUGCAAUGCAAUGGCGAGGAGGCUGGUGGAGAAAUAUAAGAGUGAGAGAAAGAACUGGCAAAAGCAGAGAAGGAGAAGGAAAAAAUAUGAAAAGAUGAUGUCUGUAUGCAUCAGAGGCCUUCGGUUUUGUCUGACGUGUUGUCUUUCUCAUGUCAGUUUUUGUCAUUUUUGU
Messenger RNA from Megalops cyprinoides (Indo-Pacific tarpon), 1038 nucleotides. RefSeq names its product anterior gradient protein 3-like. Lineage: Eukaryota; Metazoa; Chordata; Actinopteri; Elopiformes; Megalopidae. The transcript is spliced from 7 exons. The record is from RefSeq and is a predicted model, not a curated record. Gene Ontology annotation, cellular component: endoplasmic reticulum. The coding region runs from base 103 to 504 and encodes 133 amino acids.